AUGGCUUUGUGUGAAGCCUCUAUCGCGCCUGUGCCGACGGCAACCGACUUUUUGGACAUCGUCCUCUCCAAAACUCAACGAAAAACUCCGACCGUCGUUCAUCCAGGAUGGAAGAUUACACGUAUCCGUUCAUUCUACAUGCGAAAGGUCAUGUUCACCAAAGAUGCAUUCACAGAAAAGCUUGAUGCAAUUUUGGCCGAUUUCCCAAUCUUGGAUAACUUGCAUCCUUUCAUUUCAUCCUUGAUGAAUGUCUUGUAUGACAAGAACCACUACAAGCUCGCACUUGGUCAAUUGAACACCGCUCGCCAUUUGAUCGAACAAGUUGCAAAGGAUUACAUUCGUUUGAUCAAAUUUGGUGACUCCCUUUACCGAUGCAAGCAACUCAAAAGAUCCGCUCUUGGUCGUAUGGCCACAAUCAUGAAGAGACAAAAGGACCCUUUGGCUUAUUUGGAACAAGUUCGUCAACACAUUUCCCGUUUGCCUUCCAUUGAUCCUUCCACCCGUACAUUGCUCAUUUGCGGAUACCCAAAUGUAGGAAAGUCUUCUUUCAUCAACAAAGUCACAAGAGCAGAUGUAGAUGUACAACCAUAUGCAUUCACAACCAAAUCUCUCUUUGUCGGACAUAUGGAUUACAAAUACCUACGUUGGCAAGUGAUCGAUACACCUGGUAUCUUGGAUCACCCUUUGGAGGAAAUGAACACCAUCGAAAUGCAAAGUAUCACCGCAUUGGCACAUUUGCGGAGCACCAUUCUCUACUUUAUGGAUUUGAGUGAACAAUGCGGUUACACGAUUGAAGCACAGGUUCAAUUGUUCAACAGCAUUAAGCCUUUGUUCAACAACAAGCCAACAUUCGUCAUCAUAAACAAGAUCGAUGUCCAGAGACUGUCCACUUUGGACCCAGAGCGAGCAGCUUUGGUCAAUUCGAUGGUGGAAGAAUCCAACGGCAAGAUCAAAAUGAUGGAAAUCUCUACAUUCACGGAAGAAGGAAUUAUGGAUACCCGAAAUGCAGCGUGCGAUGCUCUCUUGGCUAUGCGUUUAGAGACAAAGGCAAAGGGCAACAAGAUGAAUGCAGUCUUGAACCGCAUUCACGUAGCACAACCCAAAUCUCGGGAUGGUGUGGAACGUAAGCCUUUCAUUCCCGAAGUCAUUGCAAACGGAAAUCGUAAGAAAUACGAUCCAGAAGAUCCAGAAAGAAGACUUAUCGAACGUGAUGAUCAAGAAGCCAAAGGAGGUGCAGGUGUAUACAACAUUGAUACGAAGAAGAGAUACUUGCUCGAGAAUGAUGAUUGGAAAUAUGACGUUAUUCCAGAAGUUCGCAAUGGUAAGAAUGUUGCCGACUUUAUCGAUCCAGAUAUUAUGGAAAAACUUGAUGCUCUAGAACAAGAAGAAGAAAAACUUGAGCAAGAAGGAUUCUAUGAUGUUAGCGAGGAUGAAGAAGAAGAUGACGAAAUUCGUGAAAUUCGUGAAGCUGCAGAAGCAAUCAGAAGAAGACAAGAAGAGGCUAAAUUAGCCAACCAAGACCGAAAGAAGAUCAAGAAACGUUCCCUCAUCCCACGUAAGAUGCAAACACGCACGCUCAGUGAAAUGGCAGAUAAACUACGCAGCCUUGGUAUUGACCCAAGCAGCGUAACAGCAAGAGCUGAAUUAUUGGCAAAGGCAAAGGGAUUGAACGUUUCAGGAGAGAAGCGAAAACGUUCUGCAGGCGGAGAUGACGAAGACGAAGAUAUGCAAGAAGCCAUGGAAGAAGAUUGGCAAGAUGAUUCGGAUGGUGAGAUGGACGUUGAAGAUGGCGAAGGAGCAUCUUCACGUAAGAAAUUGGCAAAAUCCAACGAAGGUUCAAGAUUAUUACGAGCACGUUCAGCUACUUCUACUUUGGCGAACAGAACCAAAUCCGGUGGCGUUCCAAACGCUCGUGCUGGUCCUGUUCGUGUCCCUGCUCGUAAUCGUGCAACGGAUGGUUUGCGUGAUAAGGUACAAGAAGAAAAAGUACGUGAGCUCAAAGAUCUCAGUUUGCGUGAACGUAAUAGAUUGGCCAAAGCCAGUGAAAGUGAUCGUGCAAUCAAGACAAAGAUGCCCAAAUGGUUAUACUCUGGUAAACGUAAACAGGGUACAAACAAUAGGCGUUAA
Messenger RNA from Meira miltonrushii, 2127 nucleotides. Its product is annotated as putative NOG1-nucleolar G-protein required for 60S ribosomal subunit biogenesis. NCBI's taxonomy places the organism in Eukaryota, Fungi, Basidiomycota, Exobasidiomycetes, Exobasidiales, Brachybasidiaceae. Gene Ontology annotation, molecular function: RNA binding; GTP binding; GTPase activity. Bases 1 to 2127 code for a protein of 708 amino acids. Gene Ontology annotation, cellular component: nucleolus. The transcript has 2 exons. The record is from RefSeq and is a predicted model, not a curated record. Gene Ontology annotation, biological process: ribosomal large subunit biogenesis.